CUACGGUCACUGCCGCGAUCGCCACGACGAAACAUUUCUACGGCUUCCGCCAUAUUAGUAGACACACACCAGCACAGUGCUUCUAAAAUGCAUCAAAAUGGUGAUAUUUAAACUGGAAAAUUGUCGCCGCGAUACUAAAGUGACGGAAAUAUUCGCGCUUUUCGUUGAACCUAAUCACCCAAAGAGGUUUUUUAAAUACAGUUGACCAUAAACCCGAGUGUUCCGGGAUUAUCGGUUUGUGUUCUGGAACUCGUUGGACUACCUACAAACCAACUAGGUAAAGCGACCGCGCCAGAGUAACGUAUUGGUGUUCUCUAUUCGAAUUUAAAAUUUAAAUUGUGUUCGAAAUUGACUAUGGAUAUUUGAUUGUAUAAAAAAAAACUUUAUUGGUUGCGUGAGUGAAAUUAAAAAUUGAUCAUUUGACAUUGGAAUCUCGAAAAAUGGAGAAGCAAGCUGGGAAUAAGUAUAAGCGAAUUUAUUCCUACGGGAGUAUGAGUUCAAGGAGUGACGAUGACAUGGUGGUACACAGUCAGCUGUUCCCGUACCAUAAGAAAAUGGUUGUAGAAAGGGAGAUUCUGUAUGAGGAAGAACAUCCCCCCUUUCAACCCUUGAUUGCCACAACCAGAUUAUUCGGGAAAGCGAGGUUCACGUGUUUAUUGUUGUUCUACGUGGUCUUUUACAUGGUCUACUUGGCGUCAGGAGCGCUGGUCUUUUCCGCAUUGGAAGCUCCUAUGGAAAACCAAAUACGACUUGAAUUGAUACGCGCUAAGCAAGAUUUUUUGACACGAUAUCCGGAUAUUAUAGACGAUGACCUGGAACUGCUGUUGGAUGAAGUGGUGCGCGCCAGCAACCGCGGUGUCUCAGCUUCAAGGAACAUCACGGGUGGACCUAACUGGAGCUUCGGACAGUCAUUGUUCUUCUCAUCUACUGUUGUCACUACCAUCGGAUAUGGUCACGUGACGCCACUCUCGAAGCCAGGCAAGCUGUUCUGCAUGAUGUACGCGCUGCUCGGUAUACCCCUGACGUUGGUGUUGCUCUCAGCACUGGUGGAGCGUCUGCUUCUACCAGCCACUGCCCUACUACGCUCUCUGAACGCUGCACUGGGACAUCUGUACCGGCCCUUCACCAUACGUUUAGUGCAUCUCAUGAUAAUUGUGACAACUCUCGUGGUAUUCUUCCUGGUGGUGCCAGCGUGCGUGUUUGCUUACGUCGAGCCUGACUGGGACUUCCUAGACUCGUUCUACUACUGCUUCAUCUCUCUCACUACCAUCGGACUGGGCGACUACAUCCCUGGCGACUCCCCCGGACAACCCUACCGACCUCUCUACAAAGUUGCUACCACUUUCUACUUGCUCAUUGGCCUGACAUUCCUGAUGCUGACACUGACGGUCUUCUACGACAUUCCACAACUGAACUUGAGUACGGUGUUCUCAUCCGUGAAGCUCGACGAUGACCCAGAGAAGAUGAGGCUUAGCGGCUCCGGAGUGAUGGGACCCGGGUACGGGAUUGGAGGGCUGGUGAUGCGGGAUGACUAUAACCACCACGACCAGCGACGCUCCGUGGUACACAUCCGACCACACCUCGACGACAGCCCCAGUCCCGAGGAUACCACGCCCGUGCACGCCCGCGACAUACGAGUACACUAAACAAAAACUGCUUCCCAAAAUCUCGGUCAUCUCGUUGGCUAGUUGGUGCUGUUGGAUGGAACAAUGUGGAACGAACAAAAACAAUCCUCCCCAAUCUUCUUAUAAUUUAAAGAAAAAAACUAAUUCGAACGUUGACGGUCGUUCUACAUUGUCGCUGGUCCGAAAAAUGGCAGCCAGCGUUACUAUUUGACGUUUGCUCAUGUCAUGUCAAAAUUCCUCGAAGAUGGAAUGAAAAUUAAAAAAUAUGAUGAACAGGCGCGGUAGUAGUUAAGUAGUUAUAUUUACUGUAAUUAAGUUAAUUAUAAGUUCGUUGUUUAAUGUUUAUUGUUAAGUUGAUUGUCAGAAUUUUCAAUUGGUGUAACUAUUACCUAGCUAUCUUAUUUCGAUCCCUGCGUCGACUACCGUCCUAAAAUACGUGUGUUAUUUUUUUUUAGUCUUUAAAAAGAGAAUGUUACAUAAUGUCUGCUGGUAAAAGCUGCGAUAAUAAGACUGAGAGGUUUUUCAAAUUUUCAAACUUUUCUAAUUCAUUUUUAAGAGUUUUGUACUUACAAAAAUUGCGAACAUACCUUGCGAACUGUAACAACACAAUCGAUGACGUAAACAAUGUAGUAUCUAAACAGACUGACUAACAACAUGUCCUUCUAUAUGUAUACGUUUUAAAAUCCUAAAUUAUAAGAAUUUUUCUAAUCCAUUAUAUAUCUAUUUUCAAAAUAUAAAAAAUCGACGGCAUAUCACAAACUUUUUGAACGUAUCGGUUCAGUAACUUAAAUUAUCCUUGCCAUAUCAAAAAAAUAACGACAACCUUCAUCGUACCUUUGAGUUUUAGAAAGAAGGAUCAACUAAUGUAAAAAUUCUCUAUUGUCCCUUUCAAAAAAGAUUAAAAUACUUAUCGUCAUUACACGUGCUAAUCAUACUAUGCUACUUAUACAAAUAUAAAUAUGCAUAGAUAUAUAAAAUUUGACGUAUCAAUUAUGUGUGAUAGAUGACCAAUAACUUAGUAGAUUCAUUGGAUUUAAAAUAUAAAAUAUUUAUAUUAUUAAUAUAUGAUAUUAAAAAAAUCAAUCUAUAUUAACUCUCAACAUAAAAUGUUCUCAGAAAAAUAAAUAAAUUUAUUAUCUAGGAUGGUAGUGCAAAAAUUUAAUUAUUAUUAUUAUAAUAUCAAUAUUCAAAAUUAUAAGUGUUUAGAUUUGUGUAUUAAAUAUUCUAGUUUAGUGAAUGUUGCAACAUAGAAAAAUGUUUCAUUGCUAUUACUAGUCCACACUUUUAUACUUUUUUUACUUCGAAUAAACUGUGUGGCUGUGACAUUUUUUUCUCAAUUUUAUAAUUUGAGUUUAGUUGCUUUAUCUUUUUUAAAGUUACUUUUAAAUUUUUG
Spodoptera exigua (beet armyworm) is the source of this 3018-nucleotide messenger RNA. The record is from the annotation of a GenBank genome assembly. Lineage: Eukaryota; Metazoa; Arthropoda; Insecta; Lepidoptera; Noctuidae.